This is a messenger RNA of Aplosporella prunicola CBS 121167, 543 nucleotides long. RefSeq lists its product as uncharacterized. The transcript has 3 exons. NCBI's taxonomy places the organism in Eukaryota, Fungi, Ascomycota, Dothideomycetes, Botryosphaeriales, Aplosporellaceae. Bases 96 to 287 code for a protein of 63 amino acids. The record is from RefSeq and is a predicted model, not a curated record.
UUUUACUAGUACAAUAUCCACCAAGGUACCAAGCGUCCCUACAUUCAAUCAAAAAACAUUAUUUCUCAAUUUAUAAAAUAGCGAUACAAGCCGGCAUGUGUAUCCAAGACUAUCGACUAUACACUUGCGGGUGUAAGAAACUGGAAGAAUUCCGCCAGUGUGCCGAGCGCCAGGGGACCAACGUCAAAUGUAGCCCCGUGACCCAACAACGCCUUCAAGACUCAGUGCACAUGUGUAGCCGGCACAUGGUUAAACCAGGGAAAGACGAGAUGCAACGACAGAUCUGAAUAUUGGAGUACGAGAAGAGGCCAUACGAACUUGGAUAUAACUGCGGUGGAAACAAGUACAGUUUAGAAGGCGCUACAAUGGCUUCACAAGCGUUGGUCCAUCAAAGCCGCCUAAAGGGCAGGUUGUCACAGAAGUGUAGUAAAGUUAGCAGUCAGCAUUCAACGAGAUGUUAUACAUAGAGAUGUCGCAGCCUCUGUGACUAAUCUACUAAAGGACAACGAAGUGUUUCCUUUAGAAAACUUGUUAACUUCCCAU